Mya arenaria is the source of this 1392-nucleotide messenger RNA. RefSeq lists its product as uncharacterized. The record is from RefSeq and is a predicted model, not a curated record. The transcript has 2 exons. The coding region runs from base 123 to 641 and encodes 172 amino acids. NCBI's taxonomy places the organism in Eukaryota, Metazoa, Mollusca, Bivalvia, Myida, Myidae.
UCAAAAUCGAAAGUACGAUUUCAAAUCGAAAGUUCAGGUACAAAUAUUGAGUCACCCUAAUUAGUGAUUCCGAAAGUAGGCGGUGGUUUAUUCAAUUGGGAACUAACAGAUUUCGGUUGACAAUGGUUCUGGGGGCGUAUUUAUACCGUCUUCUUAGAUCAGAUGAAGAUACAAACAAAGAUCUCGUUGCCAGAAAACCGACUGCUACGGAAGUAACUGUUGAAUCGCACAUAAUGGGGAAGAAAGACUCUCCCUAUAUUUCUACGUGUGCUAACAAAGCAACUGUUGAGAUGUUUGUCGGUUUAGCAAAGAAGAAAGACGAGAAAAAGAAAACCAAAAUAACUCGUUAUACCGUUGUGCAGAUAGAUGUCGAGAAACUUAAGAAAGCAGGCUGUUCAGAGAUCAUCGAUCUCACAGACCCGGACAUUCUAGACAAGGAAAUAAAGGAAAGCAACAAGCGCGCCAGGAAUUACGCAACCAAGUAUAAGGAAGUCUUAAUUAAGAGCAAAGUACCCGCAAGCUGCUUCACCGUCCUUCCAGAGUGCGAAGAAUCAAGUGAUUAUGAAAUUAGCGACUACACGUCUGUGGAUGAUGAUAUCGACUCCCUUGCAUCUGGUGUGAGUAAACUGUCGGCGAAAUAACCUCCAUUUUGAGCACCCUUAAUAACGAUCAUUUGCAACAACAUGUAACUGCUUUUUUCUAUAAUCAUAAUCGAUGUUUAAAACCUAAAUGUUGGAGGUAUCUUUGAUAUGUUAGAUUCUGUAUCCUGUCUUCAAGUUUUAAAAAAGGAUUGUUGACAAUACUAGACAGUAAAAAGAAUAUUCGUUUGAUGUUAAAACUUGUCUAAAAUACAGUCUAAAUAAAGAAGCCUCAUGAAGUCCAGGCCCCAAUAUCACCAAAGUACUCAUGUGAAAUCUUAUUUUUAAUCCAGACUUAUCUUACCACAUUGCAUAAAAAGUAAUUCAAAUUCUUGUUUGCUUGUACCCUUCUUAAGAAUGUAUUUUCUCAUAGAUAUGAUUACCUUUUGUUAAAACAUCAAAGAUAACUAAUUUAAUAACAUAAUUACUGUACUUGAGUUAUUGUUAAAAAUUGAGGGGUACUUAUUAACCUUUUUUGAUGUAUGUAAUAGUUUCUUUGGAAUAUUGACCUUUGUCAGCAACACAUUUAAUGGGAGAAAGCUCUUUUAAAAACAGUAAAAACAUAUACGAUUGUGUUGAUGUCACGUGGUAAAAGGAAUUGAGAUUGAAAUUUGAAUUAUGUAUUUUUGUUAUAGUAGCCGUAAUGUGCAGUAAAGUAAAACCUAAUAUUGUUUUAUUAUAAUGUUCUUCGUUUGAAUAAUAACUUUUGUCGUGAAUGUACACUAUUCUUAAUAAACAGCAAUAUUAUACUCUA